GUGUGUUCCGGUUAACCAGUUAAUUUACAGUACAUUUAACUGGUACUACAGCAUCACGAUGGAUGGAGUCCUUGGGCUCACACACACACACAAGACCGAUAACACACACACCCCGGGCCCCAGGACUCUCCGCCUACUGGACUCCCUCCCCCUCUCCGUCCCUCGUUACAGUACAGUAUCCGGGGUGGCAAGGGGUGGCAGCUGCCACCCCCCAAAAAAUGCUUGCCACCCAGGUUGUUAGAAGUGUCUCCAAUAUACAUUUAUUUAAUGGUAUUUAUUUUUUGCUACUGAAGCUGUUGAUCUCAUUGGUAACUUGUUUAAGUUUAAGAACUAAAAUCUUUAUGUCCCCCCUCCCCUGUAAAAUGGUUGAGUCCAUGAAUCCUAUUUGCUCUCUUCUCACCGUGCGCAUCUGCCGCUUCAUUCAAAUGAAGACAGAAACGGUUUGAAAGCCAAAGAACUGGAGACAAGCCAACUGUACGCUUGCAGUGAUGAAAAACGGUACAGUACAGCUAUAACUUGAAUCAAGAAAAUGUGAUGGGUGGUCGCAUGUGUCUUAAUCUGUAUGCCUGUUGUGUUCGUGUGUGGACGAGUGCGUGCUCGCCAUUGACACUGAUUGCGAUUGACGGUGGGGUUUCGAGAUCGGACAGAUCCAAACGCACACACACACACGCUUUCACAGUGCAAAGGCAGGAGGUGUUGCCCCACUCUCAGGUAACAGACAACACAAUUACUUUUCAAACGAUCGACACCACAUCAAGUCCAGCCGGCGCACAAUGGGACCGCCCAAACACGCAACUCCACAGGCAGAGAAUCCACAAGCCCUUUCCUCGUAGCUCUGAGUCGUAUGAAUAUUAACAAUGACAACCCAUCACAACGAGGUGAUGUAAAUCAAUCAAAUAUUAAAUUGAUUUAAUAUUAAUCAAAGGGAGAGAAAAUAAGUAUUAAAUUGGCUUUUCAGUGGCUGUUUCCCGAUGUGCUCGGAUGAUGGGCGGAUCAUCCGAGGGGAACCACACUGAAUCAUUAAGUCUUUUGUGUAGAGAUGGACGGGUAUAGAUAGACGCAAGACUGACAGACAGACACACAGACAGACACACAAAACUUAAAAUAUAGACAAACAGAAAGAUAGACACAAUAUGUUAACUGUUUUCAUUAGCGAUUGGUAUAAAUAAGUACAUAUAGACACCAGGCAUGUGUGUUUCCAACAAUAAAAAGACUUGACUUGACUUUGUGUAUGUGAUUUGCCACCCUUGAAUUUAACUUGCCACCCUUCUGCCACCCCAUGUAAAAUUUUCUAGAAUCGCCACUGUGCCGUGAGUGAUGCGAUGCGCCCGUUGGCUGCGUCCUCCUCCCGGGGUCUGAGCUGUGACACCUCCCCUCCCCGAUACCCUUCCGCCCUCCCACAUGUGUUUGUGAUGUUCUUGAUAUGUUGUUUAUGUGCUGAGGUGUGUUUUUUCUAAUCCCUACACUGUGCCCCCCUUAGAGGAGCAUAGUUUAGGUAUUCACUUUUUUUUCCCUCAUUACCCUCUUGUUUAGCUUUUUAGUCUCUCCAUCCUGUCUCCCCACACUGUCUUUUAUGUUUCUUGGACGGAAUGUAACUGGUAAGUUACUCUGUAACAUGUGCAAUGACAACAAAUAAAAUCCUAUCCUAUCCUAUCACAUGGUGGCGGUUGUAACGCAUUUUGAGGAACACAUUGAAUAUUUUAUAAGUAAUUUAAUAAAUGUAUGUUAAGUGCCAUAGAUAAUAAGUAGCUUUAACAUUAUCCGGAAGAAAGGAUUCCAUAGGCUGGCCCCCAAAAAGUCAUCCCUGCUGAGCCCCGAAUCUCCUCAAACUCGUGGUUUAUAAAAAAAAAACGGACGAAUAACUCCGAGGUCGCAUGCGUCUUUGUAAUCCCGAUAAACGAAUAAUGGUAGACUGCCAAGUCUGCCCACUGGAACACCUGCCAAAGCUAACAAACCUCGAUGACGCCAACACACAUCCUGGAACAAUAAGGGAACAGCACGCGGCCUGUUGGCGUUUCGACAAGCAGCUGGGACUGACGGAACCAAAGGUAUCCCACGAAGCCGUCCCUUUCUGCUGAUUGUUUACUAGUGGUGGCCUUUUUAAUGGCGGCCUGUAUUCCAGAAGGUAAGGGGCCUCCUCGGCUGUGACUUUAAACUCAUCCAGAGCAGUUUAAACGAUGAUAAACCUUAAUACCAGCAUCUUUAAUCGUUAAAUCUUAAUUCUAGUAUCUAAAAACGGCGUUUUAAAUCAUUUGUUUGUAUGUUCAUGUACGUUCACACUAUUUAAACUGUCAUGUGAAUUAUAAUAUUGCUCAAGGUCCGGGCUUCUUCAGGGACAGACGUGCAUUUAUAGCCUCUCACCUCAGCACACCUGGCGCAUCCGUGUAGAAUACGGACCUGUUUGAACGAUCUGCAAGUGGGAUAACGAUGGACAGGAGUGACAAGAGGAGCGCUACAUUGGGGAAGACGAAUGGUGAAGCGUCCACCUCCAACAGCAUAAACAACAGACACGUCCGCGAUCUGUUCCAUGAAGAGGCACAGGGGUGUCCAAGGCCCAGCCAACCGUGGUGGAAGGUCCAGGUGUUCGUCUGGGAGCCCGUGCUGUUUGGCACCUGGGACGGCGUCUUCACCACCUGUAUGAUCAACAUCUUCGGCGUAGUGCUCUUCCUACGCACCGGCUACCUGGUUGGCAACACAGGAGUGGUGCUCGGCAUUGUCCUCGUCUCCUCGGUGGUGCUGGUUGCCCUGGUGACCGUGAUGUCGGGCAUCGGCGUAUCCGAGCGCUGUGGCGUGGGAAGCGGCGGCGUCUAUUCCAUGAUCUCCACCGUCCUGGGGGGCCGGGUGGGCGGCACGGUGGGCCUGCUCUACGUGUUCGGACAGUGUGUGGCCGGAGCCAUGUACAUCACGGGCUUCUCUGAGUCUGUGGCCGAGCUGCUGGGCCUCCAGAGCCAGUGGGCGGUGAGGGGCAUGUCGGUGGCCGUGCUGCUGGGCCUGCUGGGCAUCAACCUGGCCGGGGUCAAGUGGAUCGUCCGCCUGCAGCUGCUGCUGCUGGCCGUUCUGGCCGUGUCCACGCUGGACUUUGUCGUCGGCACCUUCACACACUUGGACCCAGGUAGGGGGUUUAUCGGAUACACGCCAGAGCUGCUCAGUAAUAACACUAUGACCGAUUAUAGCCCAGGGGAGAACUUCUUCACCGUGUUUGGGGUCUUCUUUCCCGCCGCCACAGGCGUAAUGGCAGGGUUCAACAUGAGCUCAGACCUCCAGCGGCCAGAGCACAACAUCCCUGUGGGAACGCUGGCAGCUGUCUUCACUUCUUGGUUCCUGUACCUGGUGUUUGUCUUCCUAUUGGGGGCCAUCUGCACCAGAGAGGUGCUGCGUGAUGACUUCUUAAUCGCAGAGAAGGUCUCUUUGGUGGGUUUCCUCUUUCUGCUGGGCCUCUACGUCUCCUCCCUGGCUUCCUGCAUGGGCAGCCUGUAUGGCGCACCCAGGAUCCUCCAGUGCAUCGCCCAGGAGAGGGUCAUCCCGGCCCUGGCCUUCCUGGGACACAGGAGAGGGCCCGACCGGACCCCCGUGGCGGCCAUAUGCCUCACCACCGUGUUGACCAUGGCCUUCAUCUUCAUCGGCCAGGUCAACGUGCUGGCUCCCAUCGUCACCAUCAACUUCCUGCUCACCUACAGCUUCGUCGACUACGCCUACUUCAGCGUGGCCAUGGCCUGCCGCCGGCUGCCACCGAGGGCCAAGGCGGACACCCUGCCGCCGGCCAAGCGGCUCCACCUCAAGCCUCUCCUGGAGGUCCACCACCAGAACUACGGCUCCGGAAACCGGAGUCCCGCCGCCGGGAAAGGAACCCUGCUGGAAUUCACCCAGGACAUGGAUCGGAUCUUCUCCCUCGACGCCAAUGAGAACCUCAAGGUGGAGAGCGACGAGGGGACGGCACCAGCGCCCAGCAGCAGCAGCAGCAGCAGCAGCGCGGAGAAGAGCAGGACAGCCAGAGACGGUGCCAAACAGACCCUGUUGGAGAGCUUCAGCUUGGACCAAAGCUCUAACCUCUCCCGCAUCGAGGAGCCCCCCCGUGGGGCUUCGGAGGCAGAGAACGGGUGUGGAGAGGACGCGAUCGCUGGGCCUGUACCUCUACCAAGGGCUCCACAGGUGGAAGCAGCUCAGAAACCAUCCCUUGGUCAGCAGGACCUGAUGGCUUGCCCUCAGAAUCCAAACACAGGAGCCGUGUUUAAGCUGGAUCCCCAGGGUUCGGACAUCAGAGCCACGCCUGAUUCGUCGUAUGGAAUCUUCUGCAACCCCUGGGUUGCUCUGAUUGGUGCGGUGUGCUCCAUCCUCAUAAUGUUUGUUAUCCAGUUCUAUGCCCUGGCAAAUAUAAUGGUGGCUUUGAUGCUCUUCCUUUACAUUGGGAAAACAAGUCCUGGACUACCGGGAGGAACUGCAGCUCAAUUCAGCAUUUUAUCAUGCCUAAAGUUGUCGCUUGCACCAUUGGAUAGGAGAAAGGCAUCUCUCAGAGACCAGAUGGUAAUGACCCCAUCACUGAGUUUGGUCGGCAUGGAAACAAGGCAGUUGACAGAAGAAAAUGCAGACUUUGCCUCACGCCAUCGCCAUCACCAGUCGUCUUACAUCGAGGAUAUGCGGCUAGUGCAACUUCACUGAAUGACUUGUAUAUACUUACUGUUACAUGUAAUGAUGGAUCUACCUGCAAACUUGCAUAUCUUACUGUUUUCUCAGUAACCAAAUUAUGGGAAGUUCACUGAAUAUUUAAAGGAUAUUAUUUAAAUAAAAUAAUGCAAUUGUCUU
Messenger RNA from Gadus morhua (Atlantic cod), 4800 nucleotides. RefSeq names its product solute carrier family 12 member 8 (gene slc12a8). Gene Ontology annotation, cellular component: membrane. The record is from RefSeq and is a predicted model, not a curated record. Gene Ontology annotation, biological process: potassium ion homeostasis; chloride ion homeostasis; chloride transmembrane transport. Lineage: Eukaryota; Metazoa; Chordata; Actinopteri; Gadiformes; Gadidae. Gene Ontology annotation, molecular function: potassium:chloride symporter activity.